Molecule: messenger RNA, 1851 nt
Organism: Paramuricea clavata
Lineage: Eukaryota; Metazoa; Cnidaria; Anthozoa; Malacalcyonacea; Plexauridae
Source: the annotation of a GenBank genome assembly
AUGAAGGCAAUACGUAAAUGCCGCUCCGACAAGCCUUGGAUGACAAGCAAGAUAAAAUCAUUGAUUAAGAAAAGGCAAACAUGUAUGGCAAAAUAUGGGAAGGAGUCCUCUUCCUUCAAAUUUUGGAGAAGUAAAGUUGCUCAAUCCAUCAAAGAAUGUAAGGAAUCGUAUUAUAAGUCUAAAGUUAGAAACCUAAAAGUCACGGACGCAAGAAAAUGGUGGAGAGAGGUUAAAAAUCUUUCUGGUAUGGCUGACAGAAAUAACCAAUGGUUUGAGCACCUCAUUCAUGGUGAACUGUAGAUUCCGUUAAUACGUUAUGCGAAAGAAUCAAUCAUUUCUUUGUAAAUCUCACAAAAGAUUUUACGCCUCUCUUACAGGACGAUGUUUCUAACUAUUCUGCUGGUGAUUCUGGUAUUGCGGAUGAUCUCUUGGCUUCAACUGACGAAGUUUAUAAAUCCCUUUGUUCUUUAAAGACAGGGAAAGCCCCGGGACCGGAUGGAAUCCCAAAUGUAAUUCUAAAAACGUUUGCCUUUGAGUUAGCGCCAGUAAUCGCUGAUAUUUAUAACUCAUCCUUACGUGAUGCCUAUUUGCCUCCUCUAUUAAAGAGAGCAACUGUUACACCUCUUCCCAAGCAGUCUCCAUCGGGCUCCAUUGAAAAUGGGAUCAGACUCAUCUCACUCACUUGCGAAAUUGCUAAAGUGAUGGAAGCUAUAGGUCUCACCUUAGCGAGAAUCAUGCCAUCCAUUAUAAGUCACUUGGACUGAUAACAAACAAUUUGCUAUGGCUGGAAAAUCUACGCAACAGGCUAUAGUAUAUAUUCUCCAUCUAGCCCUCGAGGCCCUUGACAAGGGUGGUUGCACCCUCCGAUUUUUCUUUGCUGAUUUCCGCAAGGGAUUCGAUCUGAUUGACCACAAGAUUCUACUUGAUAAACUAUCUAAACUUGGCACUCAUAACGUUGUGUUAGGAUGGAUCGCUGCCUUUUUAUAUAAAAGGUCUCAGUUCGUUCGUAUUGGGUCGGAUGCAUCUACACUUCAAUAUAUCAAUGGUGGUAUUCCACAAGGUACUAAGCUUGGCCCGAUCCUCUUUGCCGUAAUGGUGAAUGAACUUUUGUCUGCGUGGGACCCCCGUGCUAAGUUCGUUGAUGAUCUUACCGCUUUGGAAAUUGUACCUAGAAAUUCCCCUUCCUUGAUGAAUCAUAUCGUGGCAGAUAUACACUCGUUUGCUGAAGUGAACAAUAUGAAGCUGAAUCCUGCCAAGUGUAAAGAUAUGAUUGUUAACUUUCUUCAUUUCAAUACUAGUGUUUUGCAACCUAUCAUCAUUGGUGCAACACGCGUGGAAUCUGUUUCAUCAUUUAAACUGCUCGGAGUGUAUGUUACCAGUGAUUUAACGUGGUCUGUGCAUUGUGAAUACAUUAUUAAGAAAUCCAAUAGGCGUUUAUAUGCGUUGAGGAAGCUUAAGAGGAGUGGGGUAGCCCCAACAGACAUCCUAUGUGUUUAUUGUGCAAUUAUAAGAUCAGUAUUGGAAUAUGCUUCUGUCGUUUUCGCCAACCUUUCUCAAAACCUUAGCGACGAUCUUGAAAGGGUCCAGAAACGAGCACUGGCCAUAAUAUACCCUAACUGUUCCUAUGAUGAUGCCCUAAAACUAGCUGGUAUCGAACCGCUUGUCUUACGGAGGGACGCCGCCUGUAAGAGAUUUGUGGAGACAAUCCUACCUGGAAACCCACUCUAUCCAAUUGUUCAUAGCCGGUCAGCACCAGUGAACCAUGGUUAUAAACUUAGAUCUGACAAUGUUGCGAGGAAUAUCAUGAUGCGAAUUGCGAACAGACCGGUUUCAGAAAUUCGUUACCAUUAA